This is a messenger RNA of Microdochium trichocladiopsis, 627 nucleotides long. RefSeq lists its product as uncharacterized. The coding region runs from base 1 to 627 and encodes 208 amino acids. NCBI's taxonomy places the organism in Eukaryota, Fungi, Ascomycota, Sordariomycetes, Xylariales, Microdochiaceae. The record is from RefSeq and is a predicted model, not a curated record. The transcript has 5 exons.
AUGGGAAUCUUGGCAACAGAACGAAAGAAGAGAUUAACCUGGACGGAACAUCCCGCAACAGUUCAAAGCAGCCACAACAGCUCUAAACAGCAAGCCUUGAUUCAAGACCACCCAGCGAUCAGUGUGUUGGUGUGGCAAACUUACCAUGGACAGGGCUACGUCAAGGACCCGGCAAGCAGGACCCGAGUCGAGAAGAUUGUUCAAACGACGUACGAAUUUGAUCUGAGCGUAGCCAUUAUUGAAACGUUAAUCCUUUUCGUCAGCACCGAGAUUCGAGCCCAUGUGCUCAAAGGUAUAUCGAGCAUGGAGCACACGUUCUCGGGCUGGAUGAGGGACUUGAGACCGCAAGGACGGAGCUUAGUGAGUAAUGAUAGUGUUGGGGGGUUUCGACCAACGGGCGAAGAUGACUCGUGGUGCGAUCCUGGUGCGGAGAAACCGCUCAGCGAUUUGCCACCCAGCAAACGAUUUGUGUCAACCCCUGCCAGUCCGGAGUUCCCAGACGCUGUUCCAGCACUGGUUACUCUCUACCAAGUUCUGGAGGCAUCCGGCAUAUUGGAGGUUGGCACUUGGUGCACGCAGGGGUCGUCCCCUGCCCCGGCCAGUCAGCAAGCCACAGACAAAUACUGA